AUGCGGGCGCUUGGGAUAUCGCCCGAACGCCGCAUCAAAGUGACCCCUGAAGAUGACGCUCGCGUGCUACGGCGAAUUGAUCUUGUUGUUCUUCCCCUGAUGCUAGCUGUCUACUUUUUGCAAGGCCUUGACAAGGCGACAAUGGCUUAUGCAUCCAUAUUUGGCAUCAUCGAGGACACGGGUCUCAAGGGCGACCAGUUCUCCUGGUUAGGCUCCAUCGUCUAUGUUGCCCAACUCAUAGCGCAGUUUCCCUUGGCAUGGUUGCUUGUGAAGUUGCCGAUUGGUAGGUUCACCAGCCUCAUGGUUAUUCUUUGGGGGCUCACCCUCACCCUGAUGGCUGCGGCACAUACCUUCAAGACCUUGCUUCUCGCUCGCUUCUGGCUGGGUGCUUUCGAGGCCAGUAUUGCCCCGAGCUUUAUAGCCAUCACACAGAUGUUUUGGCGCCGUCGGGAGCAACCUCUACGAAUGUCUUACUGGUAUGCUAUGAAUGGAUUCACAAAUCUGUUUGGGAGUUUGAUUACGUGGUGGCUUGCCCAGUUUCAAUUCGGUCUCAGACCUUACCAGACCAUCUUCAUCUUCUUCGGCAUUGCUACCGUUCUGUUCUCGUUCGUCCUGUUUGCAUACAUGCCCGACUCUCCGGCAGAGGCCAAGUUCCUCAGCAAGCAUGACAAGCUCAUCGCGAUCGAGCGACUGAGAAUGAAUCAGACCGGCGUCAUGUCGCGCAGGUGGCGAUGGGACCACUUGUGGGAGACGAUCCGAGAUCUUAAGACUUGGUUGUGGUUUGCCCUCAUCUUCAGCAUCUCGGUUCCUUCUGGUGGCGUCGCCUCCUUCGGCCCACUGCUCGUCCGGUCAUUCGGCUUUGACUCGUUCCAGGCUAUUCUGUUCAAUGCCCCUUUUGGUUUGGUACAACUUGUCUCUACCGUGGGUGGCUCAUUCGUGGCGACCAAGUAUCACAAGAAGGGCCCAGUUAUUGCUUUUCUAACCUUGUUCCCUAUCGCGGGUUGUAUGAUCAUGUUAUCAACGCCGCAUUCGGAUGACCGCAAGGCGACCUUGCUAUUUGGCUACUAUAUGAUCUCGGUAUUCCCAGGCAUAGUCCCCUUGAUCUACUCUUGGUCUUCUUCUAAUACCGCUGGCGACACCAAAGGCAAAUGCAACUCGUCUGCCCUGUUCAUUGGUCAAUCCCUUGGCAACAUCAUUGGCCCUCUGUUGUACAGACCCUCGGAGGCCCCCGAGUAUUUUCGGGGUCUGUAUUGGAAUCUGAUACUGUAUUGCACCAUAAUAGUCCUCGUCGGAAUCACGAGCGUCUACCUUGCUCACCUCAACCGUGACCAUAGUCGUCGUCGCGUGCUGGCAGGCAAAGACGCUAUCAUUCAAGAUUAUAGCUUGCACUCACUAGAGGAGGCGGAUCGACUUCGGAGACUGAAGACGAUGGAGGAGCAGCAGGUUGAUAAUGCACCGGAUGAGACGGGACGUCGUGUGGGCUCGCACGCAUUUGAUGAUUUGACCGACUUGAUGAACGACGAGUUUGUCUUUGUUUUCUGA
Molecule: messenger RNA, 1542 nt
Organism: Fusarium vanettenii 77-13-4
Lineage: Eukaryota; Fungi; Ascomycota; Sordariomycetes; Hypocreales; Nectriaceae
Exons: 6
Coding region: 1-1542 (513 amino acids)
Biological process (GO): transmembrane transport
Cellular component (GO): membrane
Molecular function (GO): transmembrane transporter activity
Source: RefSeq, a predicted model, not a curated record